UGAGGUGGGGCGCUCGAGGGGGCUCAUUUGGUGGAGAGCAGCCGUGUUAGACCUGCUGCCGCUCGCUGUGUCGCUGCCUGACAGCUGAAGCUGGCCGUGGGUUUCUCUCCCGCCCCCUCGAUGGAGCGGGUUUAUUUAUUGCAGCUGAGAGAAGGGUAUUUUCCAGGCUGGGCUGGAGGCUGCUGAGAAGGAAACUGCUGUGCUCUGGACUCUGCCUGGCAUUUCAGCCUGUGACUCAGCAGGCUGUGCAGCUGCCCUGCUUGGGAAUCGGGCUCUGCUCUGGGGAGGAGACCCCCCCCCCCGCCCCACUCUGCUCUGCUCUGGUGGCUGAGAAGAUAAUAGCCUGAUCUGGGCCUUCCUCUCAGCACAGCUCCGGGACCACCAGGCCUGCGCACGGACUCCGCUUGCUGUGGCAUUGGCAGGCACUGACGCCACCCAGGGCCCACUGAAGCGGCAGUGAGCGCCUGGGAACAUGUCCCACGAGAAGAGCUUCCUGGUGUCGGGCGAUGGCUUCCCCACUCCAAGCCCUGCCUUCCCUGGGCAGCAGCCUCCUGCCCCGCCAGCCUACGCACAGCCCCCCUACCCGGCAGCACCCUAUCCACAGCCCCAGUUCCAGCCAGGACCUUACAACCAGCCGGGCUUUCCGCAGGGCCCGUACCCUCAAGGGCCUGGGCCGUACCCACCGGCCCCGUAUGCUCAGGGGCCAUAUCCACCGGCAGGCGUGUAUCCUCAGGGGCCAUAUAUGCAGCCGCCAUACGCCCAGCCACAGCCCAUAGUCUCAGAGGACCAAGGCUCUCCGCUGCACAGUAACUACCAUGAGGACGGGCCGCCCUCGUACUACGACAACCAGGACUUCCCCAUCACCCACUGGGACGACAAGAGCAUCCGCCAGGCCUUCAUCCGCAAGGUGUUCCUGGUGCUGACCGUCCAGCUGAGCGUGACCUUGGCCUUCGUGGCCAUCUUCACCUUUGUGAAGGGCAUGAAGGGCUUUGUGAGGCGCAACGUCUGGAUGUACUACGUCUCCUACGCCGUCUUCUUCAUCUCGCUGAUCGUGCUGAGCUGCUGUGGGGAGUUCCGCCGCAAGUACCCCUGGAACCUGGUCGCCCUGUCCAUCCUGACUGUCAGCCUCUCCUACAUGGUGGGGAUGAUCGCCAGCUUCUAUGAAACGGACGCCGUCAUCAUGGCCGUGGGCAUCACGGCCAUCGUCUGCUUCACCGUUGUCCUCUUCUCCCUGCAGACCAAGUAUGACUUCACCUCCUGCCGGGGCGUGCUGAUCGUCUGCCUGGUGGUGCUGAUCCUCUUCUCCAUCCUGUGCAUCUUCAUCCGGAACCGCAUCAUGGACAUCGUCUACGCCUCGCUGGGAGCCCUGCUCUUCACCUGUUUCCUAGCGGUGGACACUCAGAUGCUCCUGGGGAACAAGCAGCUGGCCCUGAGCCCGGAGGAGUACGUCUUCGCCGCCCUCAACCUCUACACGGAUAUUAUCCAGAUCUUCCUCUACAUCCUGGCCAUCAUCGGCCGGGCCAAGGACUAGCACGCGCACGUCCGCUGCUGUGGAGAGUAGGGUAACCUCCUGCCCCUGUGCCAGCCUCAGCUCACUGUGUCACUGCCCCCGCCCCCAGCCCUGCUCCCCCAUAGCCAUUUGGUGUGGUGUUGGUUCUCGUGUUCUAGUUAGUUUGACCCAUGGUCCCCUCACCAGCUCUUCGGGAAGGACAGUGGGGCUGGGGGCAGCUGAGCUGCAGUGGGCUCAUGGUUUUGGAAGGACCUGCCCUGGGCCAUCCUGGGGUGGGGGACACUCUCCAUCCUUCGGCUGCCUGUGCUGCGUGGGGCCGAGCGCACAGGGGGCAGUGCGGGGGGGUGUAAAUCGCUUUGCUCUGCACCAUGUCAGGAGCUGCUGUCUUGCUUCAGGGAAUGUCGCUGCCUGGUUGUGUCCCAAGCAUGCUGCUCCCGCCCUCUGGCAGCCCCCAUCCUCCACCACGGAGGUGCCCAGCUCCCUGGCAGCCAGGGGCAGCUCCUCUCAGCUGUCACUAGCCAGCUGUGUCCCCAGCCUCCCAGCGGUGAAUGGAUUGAACCCCCCCCCGCCCUGCCCCCAGGGAGCUCUCUGGCCCCAGGCGCUGCACUCUAGUGGCAGUGCUGCCUCACGCAGGCAGAUCAGGCCUUUAGUGAGCUGACCCCGGAGAGCUUCAAAGGCAGGCUCCAUUAGCGCCUGGCCCUGGAGAUCUGGCAUGCUGGGCGGUGCCUCUGAAGCGCAGCCCCCACCGGGCCUGGCAGCACCUGCCUGCAUUCCCUGCAGUUGGUCAUGAAGAUGUUGGAGACCCUGAGCCGGUGGUGGUGGCUGCUCCCUGGAGUGCCCUGGUGUGCAGCCCCCUUGAGACUGCUUCCCGAGGCGCUAUGCGUGGCUGGCCCGGGGCUGAGCACAGGGAUCUGCCCAGUUCCCCUCCCACGAGCACCUGGUCACAGCCCUGCCUUCCCUUUCCAUGCAGCCCAGCUCCCCCCUGCUCCGGGCGCCGGAGGGCUGGGUCCCGGGGGCCCUGUUGUUCUGUAUGUGACUGGCUGCUGCUGUUAAUAAAGCUCUGUUUAGAUGUGAGACCAGCGCCUGUCCAGACUCUCCUUUCCCCGGCCCAGCCCUCUCCUGGGGCGCCCCCUGCAGGAGCAGCAUCUGUGCUGCCCCUGCCCAGGGGCCUGGCUAAGCAAGGAGAGACCUGGGUGAGGCUCGCCCUGCCUGGGCCUGCGGAGCAGCGCUGGCGCCCCCUGCUGGGCAGCCCAGAGACAGCUUCGCCAUCCCCUCCACACCCCAAUCCCUGGGGCCAGCGGGCUGCAUUCCUGGAGCUGUGCAGGCCUCUCCCGCCCCCUGGGCCAGCUCCCUCGGCAGCUAGACACUGAAGAGAGCAAGGGGCUGGCUGAGGAGGUUCUCGGCCUAUAGCAGGGUUACUAGCCCUUGGGCUCCGGGCACCUCUGGGCCGGGCGAGAGGACUUGUGUCUGCCCCACGCACCUGGGGCAAUCACGGGGCUAGUGGGGGCCUUCUGCACUGUCUGGGCCCGGGUGUGCUACGUGAUGCAGCCAGCGGAGAGGGAUCGAUCCCAGAGCCCCUCCCGCCCCCUGGAGCAAGGAAGGCCCUGACAGACCCUGGGGCCAUGUAGGGGCAGGGGUAUAAAGCCAUCUCUGUCCCAGCAGCCCCCAGGCCCUGACCACACAUACAGUCUCCAGGUAGCACAGGCGGGCCGUGAGCACUGCUGAGCUGCCUGGACUCCAGGGGCAGGAGGUUCUGGGGUGUGGCCCUUGCACUGCUGCAUGCUGCCUGGCUGUCCCUGUGCCCUGAGCCCAGUGCCACUCCGCACUCAGCUGUAUAAACAGGAUGUCCUAAUAAAGUGAGAAUGUACCAAG
Messenger RNA from Mauremys mutica (yellowpond turtle), 3382 nucleotides. RefSeq names its product glutamate ionotropic receptor NMDA type subunit associated protein 1 (gene GRINA). The record is from RefSeq and is a predicted model, not a curated record. The coding region runs from base 473 to 1531 and encodes 352 amino acids. Gene Ontology annotation, cellular component: Golgi apparatus; endoplasmic reticulum; membrane. Gene Ontology annotation, biological process: negative regulation of apoptotic signaling pathway. The transcript has 7 exons. Lineage: Eukaryota; Metazoa; Chordata; Testudines; Geoemydidae.